AUGGGUAGUCUUCUAUUGUAUGCGGGCAAAUACCUUGCCAAACGAGCAAUUCUAUCGGUAGUCAAAGGGUCUGGGGAAUCGGAUAUGGAAGAUGAUUCACCCGAACUCAGUCCACCAGACGAUCAAUUGGAUGAAACCAAUCCAGUGACUGAAGAAAUCUUUAGUAGUUGGGCGUUAUUCAUACUUUUGUUCCUUUUAGGGUCUGCAUUAUAUACUUCUUAUUUCCUUCAACAACGAAGAAUAAAAGCUGUCCAUGAAACAGUGCUAUCAAUCUUCUAUGGAAUGGUGGUUGGUCUUAUUAUAAGAGUAUCACCUGGUCAUUAUAUUCAAGAUACCGUCAAAUUCAAUUCAUCUUAUUUCUUUAAUAUCUUGUUACCUCCCAUCAUUCUAAAUAGUGGAUAUGAACUACAUCAAGCCAAUUUCUUUAGGAAUAUAGGCACUAUAUUAACGUUUGCAAUCCCCGGCACAUUAAUUAGUUCGUUUGUGGUGGGGGUUAUCUUAUAUAUAUGGACAGCUCUUGGGUUAGAUGGAGUUAAGUUGGAAUUUGUUGAUGCCAUUGCCGUGGGGGCUACUCUUUCUGCUACGGAUCCGGUGACUAUUUUAUCGAUCUUCAAUGCUUAUAAAGUAGACCCCAAAUUAUAUACCAUUAUCUUUGGAGAAUCCCUACUCAAUGAUGCGAUCUCCAUUGUUAUGUUUGAAACAUCCCAGAAAUUCCAUGGUCAUCCGGUUCAUUUCCUGUCUUUAUUUGAAGGUUUAGGUUUAUUUUUAAUGACAUUCACCAUCUCAACAAUUAUUGGAUUAAUGAUUGGAAUCUUGGUGGCUUUGGUUUUGAAACAUAGCCAUUUAAGAAGAUACCCUCAAAUUGAAACAUGCUUGGUAUUAUUAUUUGCUUAUGAAUCUUAUUUCUUUUCCAACGGUGCUCAUAUGUCAGGAAUUGUAUCACUUUUAUUCUGUGGAAUUACUUUGAAACAUUACGCUUAUUAUAAUAUGCUGAGAAGGACUCAAAUCGCUACUAAAUAUAUCUUUCAAUUGCUUGCACAGUUAUCAGAGAAUUUUAUCUUUAUUUAUUUGGGUCUUUCAUUAUUCACAGAAGUUGAAUUGGUGUUUAAACCUUUGCUUAUCAUUGUUACCUUCAUCUCCAUUUGUGUGGCCAGAUGGUCGGCAGUGUUCCCUCUUUCAAGACUUUUAAAUUUCAUUUAUCGGGCAAGAUUCAAGGAAUACACAAAUAGAUCAGCUUAUCAUUCCGGUGGAUUAAGUUAUCAAGUAGUUCCUGAUGAAAUUAGUCAUUCUUAUCAAGUAAUGAUCUUUUGGGCCGGAUUAAGAGGUGCAGUCGGUGUAGCUUUGGCUAUGGGACUUCAAGCGGAAGCUAAAUGGACUCUUUUGGCCAAUGUGCUUGUGGUAGUCGUUCUUACUGUGAUUUUGUUUGGUGGAACAACCGCUUCAAUGUUGGAAAUCUUGGGUAUUAAAACUGGGUGUGUGGAUGAAAGAGCAGAAUCAGAUGAUGAAUUUGAAAUAGAAACUCUGAAUCAAAGAUUAACUCUUUCAGGUCAAGAUGGAUUCAAUGUCAAUAUGAUGUCCAAUAGACCAUUCAAAAAGUCAACAGCAUCUAACACCAAUGCUUCAAAUGUUUCUCUUGCUCUGAGAACUUCACUGCAACAUUAUUUCAAUGAUGACGAAGUUCACAACGGCUCUUCACCUUCGCUCCAUAAUAAUAAAUCCAUUGAUAAUUUAGUUGGUGAUGACGAUGAUGAAUUGGUGGCUCAACAUGAAGUAGAUGAUUUGAUUUCUGGUCCUACUUCACCCACCGCCAAUUUGGGUCAACUGGAUUCUACAAAUGGCUUAUUGGGUUCCUUCCUCAGUGGAGAAGAACAUGCAAAAUGGUUUACUAGAUUUGAUGAGGAAGUAUUAAAACCAGUAUUAUUGGAUACCUUACCUCAGGCACAGAACAAAGGUAACUCUUAA
Lizanozyma spartinae is the source of this 1962-nucleotide messenger RNA. RefSeq names its product bifunctional K:H/Na:H antiporter (gene NHX1). Gene Ontology annotation, biological process: sodium ion transport; proton transmembrane transport; vacuolar acidification. The record is from RefSeq and is a predicted model, not a curated record. The coding region runs from base 1 to 1962 and encodes 653 amino acids. The transcript has a single exon. Gene Ontology annotation, cellular component: fungal-type vacuole membrane; late endosome; early endosome. Lineage: Eukaryota; Fungi; Ascomycota; Pichiomycetes; Serinales; Debaryomycetaceae. Gene Ontology annotation, molecular function: sodium:proton antiporter activity.